AUGGGUCAAAGUGUAUCGUGGUUAUCCGGCCUGCUCUGGGCGAAGAAGGAGAUAAGAAUCUUAAUCCUAGGUCUUGAUAACGCCGGGAAAACGACAUUAUUAUACCGAUUGAAGAUAGGCGAAGUAGUAACGACAAUCCCCACGAUCGGGUUCAACGUCGAGUCGGUAACAUACAAGAACCUAAAUUUCAACGUGUGGGACCUCGGUGGACAGACCUCGAUCCGGCCCUACUGGCGGUGUUACUACGCGAACACGGCCGCUGUCAUCUUCGUUGUCGAUAGCACGGACAUCGAGCGUCUUCAGACCGCAGCCGAGGAGUUGGCUGCUAUGCUCAACGAGGACGAAUUGAGGGACGCCGCGCUCCUGGUAUUUGCCAACAAGCAAGAUCAACCUGGUGCCAAGGGUGCGGGAGAGAUAUCCGAGGCUUUGCGACUGGGCGAAUUGAGGGAUCGCAACUGGAGCAUUGUCGCGUGCUCGGCCGUUGACGGAAGCGGUGUCAACGAAGGCAUGGAUUGGUUGGUGCAAACCGUGUCGCAGGACUAA
Molecule: messenger RNA, 543 nt
Organism: Annulohypoxylon truncatum
Lineage: Eukaryota; Fungi; Ascomycota; Sordariomycetes; Xylariales; Hypoxylaceae
Product: ADP-ribosylation factor-like protein 1
Exons: 4
Coding region: 1-543 (180 amino acids)
Biological process (GO): intracellular protein transport; vesicle-mediated transport
Cellular component (GO): cytoplasm; Golgi apparatus
Molecular function (GO): GTPase activity; GTP binding
Source: RefSeq, a predicted model, not a curated record